Molecule: messenger RNA, 3962 nt
Organism: Oncorhynchus kisutch (coho salmon)
Lineage: Eukaryota; Metazoa; Chordata; Actinopteri; Salmoniformes; Salmonidae
Product: leucine-rich repeat-containing protein 1
Exons: 14
Coding region: 454-2025 (523 amino acids)
Biological process (GO): neurotransmitter receptor transport postsynaptic membrane to endosome; embryo development; establishment or maintenance of epithelial cell apical/basal polarity
Cellular component (GO): basolateral plasma membrane; postsynaptic membrane; postsynaptic density
Molecular function (GO): protein kinase binding
Source: RefSeq, a predicted model, not a curated record
GAUUGGUGACGUCAGAUUGGAAUGAGGGAGUGAAUGUUCCGGGUCAGACUGAGAGGAAAUUAACUCUGGGACAAGGAAAACAGUACGUUACACGAAAUAAAACAGAGAUGUGAUCGUUUUCUGGACACGAUUAGAAAAACUACUAACAUCCCAGUGGCGACGUGAUUAAAGGAUAAAGAACCAAGCGAAAAUCAGGUGCCUACAACUAUUCAAAGUGAGAGACAGCGUAUGUAGUAUUCCAUGGUGUCCAGUGCAAUUUAUUUACGCCUGUGGAGGUGGUUUCGAUGUUUGUUGUCUUUGAAAAUUCGUUCGAAUAGCAAGAAGGUGUUUGGCAAGCCAUCUAGCUAGUUCAGUUCGAGUAGUAGCUGUCCGUAUUCAGUUGCGCCUUCCGUUUCAUUUAUUUUACGUCUUUUCGGGCUAUUUUUUAAGAACGGAUUUUGCCAUCACCCCGUGAUGUUUCAGUGUAUACCCCUGUGGCGGUGCAAUCGUCAUGUUGAAUUGAUCGAUAAGCGGCACUGUUCUCUGUUAUACGUUCCGGAUGAGAUCUACCGCUACAGUCGGAGUUUGGAGGAGCUUUUGCUGGAUGCUAACCAACUCAGUGACUUGCCCAAGCCAUUUUUUCAGCUGCUAAAGCUACGAAAGCUGGGCCUGAGUGACAACGAGAUCCAAAGACUUCCUCCAGAAAUUGCAAACUUCAUGCAGCUGGUAGAACUUGAUGUCUCUCGUAAUGACAUCAUGGAAAUUCCAGAGAGCAUUUCUAACUGUAAAGCUCUCCAAGUAGCAGACUUUAGUGGAAACCCAUUAACAAGAUUGCCUGAGAGUUUUCCAGAGCUUCAGAAUUUAACAUGCCUUUCCAUCAAUGACAUUUCGUUGCAGGCUCUUCCCGAAAACAUUGGAAACCUCUCCAACUUGGUAUCACUGGAACUCAGAGAGAAUCUGCUGACAUAUUUACCAGAGUCACUAUCGCUACUUCACAGGCUUGAAGAACUUGACCUAGGGAACAAUGAACUUUACAAUUUGCCAGAAACAAUAGGAUGUCUUGUCAGCUUAAAGGACUUGUGGCUGGAUGGAAACCAGUUGGCUGAAAUACCUGCAGAGAUGGGCAGCAUGAAAAGCCUCCUGUGUCUAGAUGUAUCAGAGAACAAGCUGGAGCACCUUCCAGAGGAGAUGGGUGGCCUGGUCUCCCUUACUGACCUGCUGGUGUCCCAGAACCUCAUCAAUGCUCUGCCAGAGGGCAUAGGAAAACUAAGGCGACUGUCGAUAUUGAAAGCAGACCAGAAUCGGCUUGCCCAGCUACCAGAGAGCAUUGGCAACUGUGAGAGUCUCACUGAACUGGUGCUCACUGAGAAUCGGCUACAGAGUUUGCCAAGAAGUAUUGGUAAACUAAAGAGACUUUCCAACUUCAACUGUGAUAGGAACCGACUAGCGUCAUUGCCAAAAGAGAUUGGAGGCUGCAGUAGCCUGAAUGUCUUCUGUGUUCGAGGGAACAGGCUGACAAGAAUUCCCUCUGAGAUCUCUCAGGCCACAGAACUGCAUGUGUUUGAUGUGUCUGGAAAUAGACUACUCCACCUACCCAUAUCUCUGACCAUGCUGCGACUCAAGGCCCUGUGGCUGUCAGAGAACCAGUCCCAGCCUCUACUCACCUUCCAGAAUGACAUGGAUCCAGAGUCGGGGGAAAAAGUGCUCACCUGUGUUCUCCUGCCCCAGCAGCCUUUAGAACCUGACAGUAAAGGCUCAGACAACCUUGCUCGCUGCGGUGCUCUGGAAAGCCUGGUGAAUGACGUGGUGGAUGACACCUGGGAUGACAGGGCCAUGAACAGGAUCAGUGCCAUCCACUUCCUGGAUGAUAACGAUGACGAGGAUGAUGAAAAGGGAACGCUGAUGCGACGGGCCACUCCUCACCCAGGCGAGCUGAAGACUAUGAAGAAAGCAGCGGAGAACCUCCGCAACGACCUGAACGCUGCCAAAGGCCUGGAUUCCAACAAAAACGAGGUCAAUAAUGCUACAGUCACCACGUCUGUGUGACUCUUACCUCAGAAACAUUCUUACCUCUUGUGUCUCUCACCAUGUUCUCCUGCACAACCCCUUGAACCUACUUUUCCCCACAAACCCCUCUGCGAUCUACCUACCCCUCCUGCAGCUCAUCCCUGGGACUCUGCUGUGAUCCUCUUGUCCAGUAUCUUACUUCAUCUCCAAUACCCUGCACGGUAUCUGGCUCAGACUACCAGGGCCCAUGUGCCUUCUUUUCAAACUAUUGUGCUAUCUUUUCAAACAGCAAUAAUAUGCACAGGUGUGUUCCUUUUUAAAGGUAUUUUUUAAAGUUAGUGCUUUUUAAAGAUGUAUUUUUUCCUUUUUUUUUACAGACAAUAGGUAGUUGCACUACUGUAAGUCUUAAGUAUAUUAAAUAAUGUUGACAUUUAUAUAUAUUUGUUUUAUUUUUUAAAUACUGGGGAAUAUUUCUUUUUACAUUUUGGGGAUACUUCGUUUUUGGACCUACUGAUUUAAGGAUUAUUGUAUAGUCAUUUGUGAAUAUCGAUACUUUUAUACUUUUUGGCAGCUCAGAUGGUGUAAAUUAAAACAAUGUAUAGCAAGUUUCUUAAACUAUCGCAGAAUUUAAAAAAUGUUAUCUUGGUAUUUGGUACGUAUUUUAUUUCCUUUUUAGUGUUUUCCUUUUAAGUAAAAAAACAAACAAAUGCAGUUGCUAAUGUCUUAUCAAAACAAUAUAAUUCCCUUUGGGUGAGUAGACAGCCUCGAAUCUUCUUUUCUACUCCAUUGUCUAACUUCUUAAUCAAAUCCUAAACUCAUUUUUAUAUAGACAUGUUUGGUAAUUUUGUAAUUAAGUUUGGAACAUGUACCAUAACCACUCUCCCACAACAGAUUGAGUGGAAGUGACAAGGCUGUCUUACUUUCUUUCAUUGCGAUUCACUGCUUUGAAAUGUUUUCUUAAUACCAGAUACCAGAAACAGCUGCAUUUUAACAUUUGCCACUUUCUCCCUUUAACACAUGAGCUUAGACUUUCAAUGGCCAAUUUUCAUUACAAACAAGGUAAUAAGAACCAGGGUGGAAUCUUUUGAAAAUGCAGUUUAAGCAUACACUAAUGCACUUCUUAGUUUAUUGCGUCUUAAUAAAACGGAAUGUUCUUCAAAUGGUACACUACAACAUUGAUUUAACUUUUUUUGUUUUAAAUGUAUUUCAAGGAGAGGACCAUAUAAAUUUGUUUUAAUGUGGAUUUCAUCUUUCUUUUUAAAUUAUUUUUAUUUUAAUGAUCAAGCUGCACAAAAACACAAUUUGAAAUUGGCAUGGACACUGAGCCUACAGGUUUGGACGACUUUUAACCACUGAUAAAAUAAAAUGGGUUUAAAACCAAACAUGAUUCGUUAUUCCCCUUAACUUAGUUUUUAGUCCAUUACUCUUUAGUGUUUCAGCCUUUAGUCCUUUAUGAAAAAUGUAGACCUUCUGUUUUUGCUUCACCAUCUCACAUUGUUAACACGUCAUCUAACGUCUCAUAUCUGUUAACAUGUCAAAUCAUAAAUGCCAUAUUUUGUGUAUUCAAGCCGCACAUGCCCGUUAUCAUUGAUUAUUCUUAAAUACUGUAUGUAUUUGCCAUUCAAAUUGGAUUAGAUUUUAACCGUUUAAUUUCAUUUUUUUUUUUAAGGAAAUCACUCAUAGUUUUAACAAUGCCCAGUGAUAAAAAGCUCAUCAGGGUGGUCAUUCACACGUUAGUACUUUUUCCUCAACCAUUCAUCUCCUGUUUUGUCCAUCCAACUUGCAUUGCAUGACUUGUGUAUAUAGUAUGCAACACCUCACCCAACUGUCAUGUGCUGUAUGUGAAGUCUGCUUGUCUUGAAAUGAGAGUGUAAGUAUGGACUGCAUUCAAUGUUGCAUUCACAAAGUUUAAAUUCCAUGUGUUUAUCUCAAGUAGAUGUUUAUAUUGUAUUAAUACAAUGCAAUGAGUAUCGUUA